GGAGGAUGGAGGCGGUAUCGUCCGCUGCGACGGUUGGGGCUGCGCGUGAGACGGUGGCUGUGUGAGCAUCCGAGCUGUGUGCAGGCCGGCGGGGCCUGACCAUGGCGAGAGACCCUCUCCGCUGGGCUCCCUGAGGUGUGCUCCCUGAAGUCCCGGGGAGCCGUCGCCCAUGGGCUCGCUGAGCAGCCGAGUGCUGCGCCACCGGGAGCGAACCCGAGCCCAGCCGGAGCCGAGUUCCGGGGCGGUGGGCUCGGCCGGUGGGCCCAGGACAGGCGGCGACGCACCCGGCCACGGCUUCUGUUACUGCCCGGGCAGCCUCAAGCGCAAGCGGAGCAGCGGGGCCUUCUGCUACUGUCACCCCGACUCCGAGACGGACGAGGAUGAGGAGGAAGGGGACGAGCAGCAGCGGCUCCUCAACACCCCUCGAAGGAAAAAAUUAAAAAGUACAUCCAAAUAUAUUUAUCAGACCUUGUUUUUGAAUGGUGAAAAUAGUGACAUUAAGAUUUGUGCUCUAGGAGAAGAAUGGAGCUUACACAAAAUAUAUUUAUGUCAAUCUGGCUACUUUUCUAGUAUGUUCAGUGGUUCUUGGAAAGAAUCCAGCAUGAAUAUUAUUGAACUGGAGAUUCCUGACCAGAAUAUUGAUAUAGAAGCUCUGCAGGUUGCAUUUGGUUCACUGUAUCGAGAUGACGUCUUAAUAAAGCCCAGUCGAGUUAUUGCCAUUCUGGCAGCAGCUUGUAUGCUGCAGUUGGAUGGUUUAAUACAGCAGUGUGGUGAGACAAUGAAGGAAACAAUUAAUGUGAAAACUGUAUGUGGCUAUUACACAUCAGCAGGGACCUAUGGAUUAGAUUCUGUAAAGAAAAAGUGCCUUGAAUGGCUUCUAAACAACUUGAUGACUCACCAGAAUGUUGAACUUCUUAGAGAACUCAGUAUAAACGUCAUGAAACAGCUCAUCGGUUCAUCUAACUUAUUUGUGAUGCAAGUGGAGAUGGAUGUAUAUACAGCUCUUAAAAAGUGGAUGUUCCUUCAACUUGUGCCUUCUUGGAAUGGAUCUUUAAAACAGCUUUUGACUGAAACAGAUGUGUGGCUUUCUAAGCGGAGAAAAGAUUUUGAAGGUAUAGCCUUCCUUGAAACUGAGCAAGGGAAACCAUUUGUGUCAGUAUUCAGACAUUUAAGGUUACAGUAUAUUAUUAGUGAUCUGGCCUCCGCAAGAAUUAUCGAACAAGAUGCUCUAGUACCUUCAGAAUGGCUGUCUUCUGUGUAUAAACAGCAAUGGUUUGCGAUGCUCCGGGCAGAGCAGGACAGUGAGGUGGGGCCUCAAGAAAUCAAUAAAGAAGAACUAGAGGGACAUAGCAUGAGGUGUGGAAGAAAGCUUGCCAAAGAUGGUGAAUACUGCUGGCGGUGGACAGGUUUUAACUUUGGCUUUGACCUACUUGUAACUUACACCAAUCGAUACAUCAUUUUCAAACGCAACACACUGAAUCAGCCAUGUAGCGGAUCUGUCAGUUUACAGCCUCGAAGGAGCAUAGCAUUUAGAUUGCGUUUGGCCUCUUUUGAUAGUAGUGGAAAACUAAUAUGUAGUAGAACAACUGGAUAUCAAAUACUUACACUUGAGAAGGACCAGGAACAAGUGGUGAUGAACUUGGACAGCAGACUUCUGAUCUUUCCUUUAUAUAUCUGCUGCAACUUCCUGUAUAUAUCACCAGAAAAGAGAACUGAAAAUAAUCGUCACGCAGAAAAUGCAGAACACUAAGGAUGUCAUCGGUUGGAACCAGUAGCACUUUGAAAACUUUUGAGGCCAGCUUUAAUUUAAUGGUUGUACUGAUAAUCACAUCUAUGGAGACUAAUGAUGACAAAGGCCUUAUGAACUGUAACAGAUAGUACAGAAGACUAUUCUUACCCUCAUUACAUUUCUACGCACAUACAAAAAAACAUUUUAAAGCCAAGAAAAUAUCUUUCAAACCAUUUGUUAUGAAGAUGUUGACUCAUAUUUUUGAUUUAGCAUCAGUAGAAAAUUGUUAUAAUUCCACAUUUCUCUGCAACCAAAUACAAACUUAAUUUUUAGCUUAAACUUUGACCCUUACCUAAUGUUAGUGAACCUCAGUUAUCCAUCUAUAAAUUUAUUUUUAUUUGGCUCAAAGAAUGUUAAACGAAUCAUUUGAAUGGCCAGUUACAGAUGUUCUUUCAAUUUGUACAUUGAUGUUCUGUACAAUUUUAUUAGGUCAUGAAUUAUUUAUGUACCAGAUAUUAAAACACUUUAAAUAUUUUCAUAUUCUCUGAUCUUUAGAAUUAUUUAUGUUCAGAUUUUAUUUGAGAAUCCUAUUUCCUACUUCACCUCAGGACUUUCUAACCUCUGAAUUGAGUGCCUUUUGAGUUACACAUUCUGAUAGAAAUUUCACAGUAAAUGUAAAUAAGGUUGGAGGGUCUAAUAUAGAAGCUGGGUAAUAAGGCAUUAAUGUAAAAAACAACUUAUUCUAUUCAAAAAUGAGAUGCACACGUGUCAUGAUUUAUAUAUGUUGGCUUGUGUUUACUGCUGUUCUGAAAAUAGUCAUGCUCGUUUUCCUUUCAGUCAGGAUAAGUACUUUUUGUGGCUAAUGUGUAUUUUUAGUAUGUUGAAGAGAAAUGCGAAUCAUUUUUAUAUAUCUGUACAAAUAAGACUUUGGAAAAAAUAAACUCAAAAUGGACAAAAAAAUCGCAGAGGAAUAGAUUAUCAGAAUUUUUUUCUUUCUAGUUAGAUUUUUUUUUCCAAUUAAACUUUUGGAAUUUGUGGAUAGUUUUCCUCCUCCAGUAAUAUAUCCACAGGCCCAUAAAUUACUUCUGUCCUUUCCAAAUUCACCCUCUUAGAUUAAGUUAAAGGAACCUUUCAAAUGCCUCUUCCAACUUUACCCCAUAGACCUGUAAUUUAAAUGGUUCUAAUAAAAUGAUAUGGCUAUACCAAGAGGCUUUCUUAUUUUUAUAUUUGACUACAGUUAGAUCUCUCAUGAGAUGCUGUCAUUGUCUAUCAUCACAGCAUCAGAGGUUCUUUACCCUAUAUAUAUAAACCUGUAUAUAAAUACCAAACUUAUGGUAAAUUGAAUUAUUUGAAUAAUUUUUACAAAUAUUGGGAGUAAAGAUAAAAUAGGGCUGUAUUAAUAAGUUGGGGCCUUGGUAGUACAGUGGUUAAGCAUUUGGCUGUUAACCAAAAGUCAGUAGUUCAAAUCUACCAGCCACUCUUUGAAACCCUAUGGGGCAGUUCUGCUCUGUCCUACAGGAUCGCUAUGAGUCGGAACUGACAGCAGUGGGUUUGAAUGAGUUAAACUAUUUGAUUUCACUUAUAUAAAUUAACUAACCUAAUUGGAAUUACAUAUGGUUCCUAUCCACUGGUUCUUUCGUGGCCAAGUUGAUUAUGUCAUCCAUAGACAGGAUAAUUAUUUUCUUAACUCACAAACAGGGAUGUUCUCAUCUGAGAAAUGGAUAAUUGUCAUUUAGCAUUUCCAAUUAUAGGAGAAACGUGCUUUUGUUUUCUUACCAAAUACUUUAUGUAUUUGCAAACUUUUGGCUUUUUUCCGUAGGAAUAUUUUCACUUUAAAUAUUACCCGCUUGAAGUAUCAUUAUACAAGCUCUCAAAUAUGAAAGCUUUUGUUUUUGCACAGCUCUUAACUUAUAUCCUCUCUUGGUCUUUUUAUUUUUAACUGCUAGGACUAGAAAACAGUAUUUCCCCAUUAAAAAUUAUUUUUGUUUUUCUAUUAGUAAAGAAGAGGUCCAGAGUCUUGCCUCAGGCUGGGUUCUCUAGAGAAGCAAAACCAGUGGUGCGCGUGCACAUGCAUGCAUGCGUGUAUGUACACGUACACACACACAGAUUUAUAUCAAGGAAAUGGCUCACAAUGGAUGGUUGUAGAGGCUGGAAAGUUCCAAGUCUGUGGGUCAGGCAUCAGGCUGAAGACUUCUGACUCAUGUAGCUGCAGGGGCUGAUGAACCCAAGAUCAAGCAGGUCAGAUGGCUGCUGGCUUACGGGCUGUGGAGGCUGAUGAAUCCAAGAACUGGAGGUCAGAUGAUGUGGAGCCGAAGGCAGAGUCCACAGCAGAGCAAAAACCAGCGAGCUUUGCCAGAAAGUUCAUAUAUACUGGAUACAGGCCAUACCCCCAAGGAAACUCCCUUUCCACUGAUUCGCUGCCCAUAACAGAUCUCGUCAUAGAGGUAAUUAAAUUUUAUCAGAUCUCAUCUUGUAGGUGAUUACAUCAUUAUAAAACUGCCAAACCACUGAGAAUCAUGGCCCAGCCACGUUGACACACAACCAUCACAAGUCAUGCUAAAUUAUUAAGAGAGAUGAAUGUACCUUUUUUUUUUUUUAAAUGGAUUUGGCUUGAAAUGUAAGAUUAAAUUAAUAGUAGUAACCACUAGCUUUUUUUAAUCUAAUGUUUAGCACCUAACAUUUUAUCACAUUUCAAGUUUUUCAGUGAGGUUACCAUCAUAUGAACAGUUUUCAACAUCAAAUGCAAAAAUAGGGUUACCAAGAGUCACUGUGGCUAUUAAAAAUAAAUGAAAAUUCACUUCCCUCAGCCUGCACUAGCCACAUUUUAAGUGCUACCAUAUUGAACACUGCAGAUAUAAAAUAUUUCCAUCAUUGCAGAAAGUUCUAUCGGACAGCGUUGGUCUAGAUCAUUGGACUGUUAAUAUUGAAACUAUGUCAAAAGUUACAUUCCCUUAAAUAUGAACCCAUGUGAAAAACAGAAAAGAUAACAGUCACUUGUGCAAAUGGCAAGCACAGGUGACUUGUCAACCAAUCUGAAAGGAUAAGCCUGAGUGAUAAUUUCAUGCAACAUGGACCCAAUCACCAGCUGCUUAAAAACAGAGGCAUUGAAAACAGGGGAGGAGGGCAUAGAACAGUUCCCUCCCCAACCUGAGAAUGUUUUUCCCAAGGUAGAGGGGUAUAAAGCACAGAAAGCCUCAACUAGCAUCAAUCACUGUUAACUAAUGACUGACUACAUCGAAUUAGGGAGACAACCAACCCAACAGUAUGCAUCCAUCUGUAAUGAUAAAGUAGAAUACUUCUGAAACCAAAGAUUGGUGAUUUUAUAUGAAAUAGGACAAGUAAAGAUAAAAUCUAAGGCUAGAAAUAGUACAUUUCCCUGAAGAGAAUCACAGAUGGUUAAUGUUGGUCUUGUGUAAGAUAUAUAUGGUAAAACCCACAAAACCAGAACCUGCAUAAGGUGGGAAAACUGUCAGAGAAGGAAACUCAAAUGUUUUCCACUAAAGGAGAGAGAGAAAAGUCCUGUCAAAGGCAGAAAACUUGUGAGACCCCAGAAAACAAGGCAGCCCCGUUGAGUUCCAGUUCUUA
This is a messenger RNA of Loxodonta africana (African savanna elephant), 5314 nucleotides long. RefSeq names its product germ cell-less 1, spermatogenesis associated (gene GMCL1). Gene Ontology annotation, molecular function: protein binding. The transcript is spliced from 14 exons. Gene Ontology annotation, cellular component: nucleus. The record is from RefSeq and is a predicted model, not a curated record. Lineage: Eukaryota; Metazoa; Chordata; Mammalia; Proboscidea; Elephantidae. Bases 170 to 1750 code for a protein of 526 amino acids. Gene Ontology annotation, biological process: germ cell development.